AUGGGGCGUCUUGGCGUAUCAACUCUCCUCCACCUGCUGCUGGCGCUGCCCGGGGCGCGGGGCGUGCUCCCCACGGGCGUUUUGUCGCUAGAUCUGCUGCCGCAGACGCCGCACGAGCCCCCCGCCUUCGCGGAGCAGCUGUGCUCGCCCAGCGCCGCCGCCGGGUGGGGCGUCUCCCUGCCGGCCCGUCACGAUUCCCGCUGGAAGACUUUGCUGCAGCUCCCGACUGACAACCGCGACGGGUGCGCGUCCUACCAGCUCCCCAGUGACGCUGCAACGUCGGUGCACGGUGCCGUGGUGGUCGUAGAUCGAGGCAACUGCUCGUUCGUCGCCAAAGCCCAAAAGGCCCAAGCGGCGGGCGCCAAGGGAUUAAUCGUCCGAGGCACGAAGCGAGCGGUGUACGAGGCCGUGAUGACGAGUGUCGCCAAUCUGGCGGUGGUGGCCAAACCCGUGUUCGAGUACGACUGCAGUCGAGGCGAAGCGUUCGUGGAUCAAUUGGCCACUCCAGUGUGGCAGACAGACGCGGAGGAGUGCAGUGGCGACCACCGCUGCGCCUCCAGGUCGUGCGUGCUGACGGGCCACACGGAGCUGCAGGAGAGCGGCAAGAAGCACCAGGUGUGCUGCAUGUGGGACACGUUCGUGCUCAUGGGCGCCACGAACCGGUCGGUGACCAAGGAGCUGGCCAUCCCCGUGGUGUACGUGACCGUCGCCAAUGGCCAGAAGUUGCAGAAGGCCAUGGAUAAAUACCCGACGUCGCUGGUGGCGCGGACGUAUCGACGUGAACUGCCGCUCAUCGACUUGUCGUCACUGUUGCUGUGGGCUAUUGGCGUGGUCACGGCGCUGGGGGCGACGCAUUACUCGGCCAGGCCUCUGCGACGACGGAGCGAGAACAGCGAGCGCCAGGAGGAAAUCUGGGAGCUGGACGCCAGACACGCAAUAGGGUUCAUCGCUCUAGCUGGGGUGUUUCUGACGGUGUUCUACUACGUGAAGAUUGGCGGCGCGAUCCCGGUGCUUUUCGCGGUGUCGGGUGCUGUUACGCUCACUCAAGUGGUAAUGACGCCUGCAGUGGAGAGGUUGAUGCCGAGCUCGGGGAUCCGGGAAGUAACUGUGCCGUUGCUGGGCGACACUGCACGGCUGUCGGAGGUACUGGGUCUCAUCCCGAGUGUUACGAUCGUUGUGGUGUGGUACCUGCAUCGACGCACGUUCUGGGCGCUGCAGGAUAUCAUGGGGAUCUCUCUCUGUUUCGUGUUCCUCCGCACGGUGCAGCUGCCGAACCUGAAAGUGGCUACGGUACUGCUCACGCUAGCGUUCUGCUACGACGUCUUCUUCGUGUUCCUGUCGCCGAUUUUCUUCGGCUCGAGCGUGAUGGAGGACGUGGCUACUGGCGGGCCAGCGGCAUACACGAAGAGCGGCUACCCAGGUGUCGACUACUGCGAGCGCUACCCGACGUACCCGGCGUGUGUGGACCCUGAGCCCAUGCCGAUGCUUUUGGUGCUGCCGCGCGUGCUGGAUUGGGCUGGAGGAGUCAGCAUGCUCGGGCUCGGCGACAUCAUCUUGCCUGGGAUGCUCCUGUCGUUCACACUCCGCUUCGACUACUCGCAGGGAUCCACGAACUACUUCCGUCUGAUGGCCGUCGGCUACGCAGUUGGCCUCGCGCUUGCUAAUCUGGCCGUCAUGAUCACGGAGAUGGGCCAACCUGCGCUCAUGUACCUCGUUCCAACGACGCUGGGCACGCUGAUCGUCGCGUCCAAGAGGAACGGCGACUUCCGUGCGUUGUGGGUCGGUGCAGGAGUCGACGAUGACGACUCGUCCUGCAUGAAGCGGCGAAGCGGUGACGGCCCCGGAUACCGAGCUGUCCGAUCGGAGGAGCCACCGACAGGAAUCGUCAUUGGCGAUCCGAUAGGCCGAGUGAACGACAAUUCGCGAGGUGACCAUGUGCCACUGCUGAGCUCUUCAAGGUCUUAG
Phytophthora sojae is the source of this 1965-nucleotide messenger RNA. RefSeq lists its product as hypothetical. Lineage: Eukaryota; Oomycota; Peronosporomycetes; Peronosporales; Peronosporaceae. The record is from RefSeq and is a predicted model, not a curated record. Gene Ontology annotation, molecular function: aspartic endopeptidase activity, intramembrane cleaving. The coding region runs from base 1 to 1965 and encodes 654 amino acids. The transcript is spliced from 3 exons. Gene Ontology annotation, biological process: membrane protein proteolysis. Gene Ontology annotation, cellular component: Golgi-associated vesicle membrane; cytoplasmic side of endoplasmic reticulum membrane; lumenal side of endoplasmic reticulum membrane.